Molecule: messenger RNA, 6307 nt
Organism: Nylanderia fulva
Lineage: Eukaryota; Metazoa; Arthropoda; Insecta; Hymenoptera; Formicidae
Product: DNA polymerase alpha catalytic subunit-like
Biological process (GO): lagging strand elongation; mitotic DNA replication initiation; DNA replication
Cellular component (GO): alpha DNA polymerase:primase complex
Molecular function (GO): chromatin binding; single-stranded DNA binding; DNA replication origin binding
Source: RefSeq, a predicted model, not a curated record
UCAAUUCGGAGUUUGCCUGGGUGUACUGCCGACCCUUAUGUGCACAGUUUAGCUAUAUAACUAGAAAAUUGAUCUGCAGGCGCCAUAACGCGGACAAAUCUCAAGUCCGUCGAGUUAUAUCGAACUGCGAGAUAUAUCGAUAUCGAUGCAUUCGAGAUUCACAUGUACUUAUCUCCCGCCAAAAAUCACAUGUCGAAUCGAACUAGUGCGACAAGAAGUGGCAUUUGCGUGUUUAUGCUAACAAAGGUGUUUUCCAUAGAAUUGCAGCAAUAAUGGACGAUUCGCAGCCAUCUACCUCUGGCAGAACUAAGCGUCAAAAGAUUGAUAAAACUGGCAGACUCUCAGCUUUAGAAAGAUUGAAAGAGCUUCGAAGUGGUGGAAAACGCAAAUAUGAGAUUGAAGAGUUAGAAAAUGUAUAUGAUGAAGUCGAUGAGAAAGAAUAUAGCAAUACUGUCCUGAAACGUCAGCGGGAUGAUUGGAUAGUUGACGAUGGAGAAAGUGGAUAUGUUGAAGAUGGGAGGGAGAUCUUUGAUGAUGAUCUAGAUGAAGAAAGCAUUCAAGAAGCAAGAAAACAAAGACAUCAUAAUAUGGCUGGACCUAGAAAGAAAAGAAAGGAAGAAAAUGGGAAAAAAGGGGAUAUUCAAAGUAUGAUUAGAAAUAUGCCCUCUAAGAAAAACAUCAAUGUAGUGGCUAAAGAUGAUGAUAUUUUGGGAGAGUUGCUUAGCGAAAUCUCUACAAAUAAGAAGACAACAAAUAGUCCUAAACCAGCAAGCAGCAAUAAAAAUAAAUUUUGUCAUACAGUUCAUUCGGGCAGCAUACAAAAUUAUCAGAUUUUAUCCAUGAACCAAAAAAUAGAUGAUAAGAUAGUAUCUAAAAAGCUAGAAGAACAAAACAUGGUGAAACCAGUGGAAUCUAACACUAUUACACAAAGUGCAAGUCAGAUAAUUGAGGAUAUAGAUGAUACUGUAAUAUUUGAUGCGCCGCAAAAAAAGAGUGUUAAUAAAUCAGCCAAUAAUUCUUUGAAGGUAGAAAAUAGUUCAAAGCCAGAAAAACAAGGUAUAAAAAAUUUGGAACCUAAUAAUGUUGCACAAAGUGCAAGUCAGAUAAUCGAAGAUGAAGAUACUGCUGUAAUGAAUAUUAAUGAAUGUGUGGAGGAUCUGUCUACUAUAGAUUUCGAUGAUGGAAGCAUGGAUAUGGAUUUCUCAUUGCCGGCGAAUAAAACUGUUACAUCUCAAAAGAAUGGAGCAGACAUACAGACUUCUACAUGUAAAACUUCUGUCAAAAGUCUGAAAAUCGGUAACGCUGUUGACCUAACAGAAGUGGCACCACAGUUGAUUAAAACAAAAGAUGAGGAAGAAGUAUUCAGGUUCUAUUAUUUAGAUGCAUACGAAAAUCCAUAUAAAAAUCCUGGAACUGUAUAUCUUUUUGGCAAGACCUAUGUACCGAAUCACGAUGUAUAUUGUUCGUGUUGUGUUAUGGUACAUUAUAUACCAAGAAGAAUAUAUCUCUUGCCUAGAAAAUAUAUGAAAAAUAACGAAUCACAAUUAACUACCAUGGAUGACGUGUAUAAGGAAUUUGAUGAAUAUGCCAACAAGACGCAUAUAAUGGAAUACAAUUGCAAGGAGACGAAAAAGCAUUAUUCUUUCGAGAAGGAGGGUACACCUAAAAUUUCUGACUAUUUGGAAGUUAGAUAUAACGCGCGUUAUCCAGCAAUCGAUGCCGAUUACUCGGGUCCGGCAAUAGAACGCGUCUUUGGCACAACAGUGAAUGCAUUAGAGUUGUUACUUAUAGAACGAAAGAUUAAAGGACCCUGCUGGUUAGACAUUAAGAACAUAUCACCCACCGCGGGACGGUUUGCCUGGUGUUCGCAAAUAGUGCUUACCUCAGACAUGGACAAUAUAUCGGUGUGUUCUCAAGAGAAAUCCAAGCCACCAAUGGUCAUAGCAACCCUGAAUGUGAGGAUGUCCUUGAAUACAAAACUGCAAAACGAAGUGGUGAUGGUUGUUGUAUUGAUUCAUCACAAGUAUAAUAUUGACAAGGAACCGCCAAAACCACCUUAUGAGCGUCAAUUUUGCUUUGUUACACAUCCGCGAGAGACCCCGUGGCCGCGACAAUUCCGGGAUGCUUUCUUGAAGAUCGCAAAUAUUGAAGUAAUAAAAUGUGAAACAGAAAGUGAAUUACUCGAAGAGCUGUUAACUUUAAUGCAGAAAGCAGAUCCAGAUUUAAUAAUAGGCUAUGACUGUGCUUUUCAAUUUGAUGUUUUGAUGCAAAGAAUGUUUGCAUUAAAAGUGUCAAAUUGGAACAGAAUGGGAAGAUUAAAAUCAACAACUCCUCCCCUAUUUAGAGGGAAGAUAAUUCUCAAUCAAGCGUUUGUCGGUCGUCCAAUUUGUGAUAUACAAAUCUCGGCAAAAGAAUUGAACUUGAAAGUUAGAAGUUAUGAUCUGCAAUCGCUUUGCAGUGCAGUAUUAAAGACAAAGGAACAUGAAUGUAAAGAGAUCACGCCGGCGGAGACUCCGUUGUUCUACAAUACAGCGGACAAAGUUCUGAAUCUAAUGCACGCGACGUUAAAAGAAGCGAGAUAUAUUACAACCAUAGUAAUGGAUCUCAACAUUAUACCGCUUGCACUUCAAAUCACCUGUCUAGCUGGUAACAUCUUAUCGAGGACACUGUUAGGCGGAAGAGCAGAAAGAAAUGAGUAUUUGUUGUUACACGCUUUUCAUUUGAAGGAUUACAUAACUCCGGACAAGAAAAUUGAGAAGAAAGGACGAAACGACGAUGGUCCACGUAGAAAGGCUGCGGCAUACGCUGGAGGUCUGGUACUCGAUCCAAAGAAAGGCUUCUACGACAAGUUGGUAUUGCUGAUGGACUUCAACUCUUUGUAUCCGAGUAUCAUACAAGAGUAUAAUUUGUGUUUCACCACUGUGCCUGGUGCAGCGUACGCCGACGUCGAGCAAUUGAAUAUUCCUGAAUCGGAUCUGGAGGCCGGGGUGAUUCCGACCGAGAUUUACAAAUUGGUCAAAAGCAGGCAGCAGAUCAAACAACUGAUGAAAACGCCGAAUCUAUCGCCGGAACAAAAAAUGGAUUACCAUAUUAGGCAGAUGGCAUUGAAACUUACAGCCAAUUCCAUGUAUGGAUGUCUGGGAGCGACACAUUGUCGAUUCUACGCCAAGGGUCUCGCUGCUCUGAUAACCGCUAAGGGUCGACAGAUUCUGGAGGAUACAAAACAUUUGGUUGAGAAACUACAGUACGAGGUGAUUUAUGGUGACACUGAUUCCUUGAUGAUAAACACCAACAUUUUGGAAUACGACGACGUUUUCUCGAUUGGCAGAAAGAUUAUGCGGGAAGUCAACAAUCGAUACAAAAUCGAAUUAGACAUAGAUGGUGUGUUCCGAUACCUGCUGCUCUUGCAAAAGAAGAAAUAUGCCGCCGUUGCAAUGACGAAAUUGCCAAAUGGUCAGAUACAAUUAGCGCAAGAACACAAGGGUCUAGAUAUUGUGAGAAGAGAUUGGUGUCCAUUAGCCUGCGAUACUGGAAAGAAAGUUUUAGAUAUACUUCUUUGCGAUCAAUCGAGCGAAACGCGUUUGGAGCAGGUCGUUCAGAUUUUGCAGAACGUAGCGAAAGGCGUGAAAGAGGGAACGACGCCGUUGUCAACAUUUGUCAUCACUAAACAAUUGUCAAAAAAUCCAGACGCAUAUCCAGAUAAAAAGCAAUUGUCUCACGUGAUAGUAGCGCUGAGAUUAAAUAAAGCAGGUGGUCGGAUGUGGAAAGCCGGCGAUACGCUACCAUAUGUUAUAUGCGAGGAUGGAACAGCCGCUAGCGCGACAGAACGAGCCUAUCACAUUGAUGAAAUGAAGAAUAAUGAGAAAUUAAAGAUAGACGUCAAUUAUUAUUUGCUGAGUCAAAUAUUCCCUGUGAUAUUACGAAUCUGCGAACCGAUCGAAGGCAUCGACGAUGUCUUCUUGGCUAAUAAUUUAGGUUUACAAUUCGUUUACAAACCAAAAGCGUUAGCUUGCGAAGCAACUCUGAACCUACCAUUGGCUAUCAAUGAUGAUAGAUUCAACAAUUGUCUUCCUUUAACAUUCAAGUGUAAAAAUGAACGAUGCAAUACGGACAUAGUGAUUACAGAUACCGUAACAGAGUUUCAUUCUGGUCGGCAAUUGUCGCUCAAUAUGUGCCCUAAUCAGGAUUGUAAAUUACCACCAUGGAAAUAUGCAAACGUGAUACAGAAUGUGAUUCAACUUGCUAUAAGGAAAGCGAUCAGCAAAUAUUACAGUGGUUGGUUGGAAUGCGAGAAUCCGCUUUGUUCCAACCGAACAAGAAGAUUGCCGUUAGAUUUCGCGAAAAAAUUUCCGGAUUGUCCAGUAUGCAAAGACGUUUCCAUGAGCAAAGUUUAUUCCGGGACGGAUCUCUACAAUCAAUUAUACUAUUAUCACAAGAUGUUUGAUAUUAGCCAACCGGUUUACAAACAUUUGUUGUCCCAGUGUUCACGAGACAUGAUCGCCGCGUACAACACCCUGAAAGAGGCGAUCGACAAACAAUUGAAACGCAACAAGUUCUCGUGCGUAAAUAUUACGGGUAUAUUCAGCGGCGCCAGUUCUAACGCAGCAAUGUUUGGCGGUGCUGGCGGAACGCAAGAGGAUUUCGACGAAUUGGGUGAUUUAUCCGACGACACAGACAAGGAGAUUUAAAGAGAAAAAUACGCAUCGAUUAAGAAAUAACAGACAAAUCGAAGGAAAGACUGCACGCGUUAAAUCAUUAAAUUAUUUUUAAUUUUAUGCAUUUCAAGAUAAUACCGACUCUGUAUAUACAUAUAUAUGUAUCUAUUAUGCGUGCGCCUCGAUAGUCUUUUCCUGGAAAAAGAAAAUAUAUUACGUCUCGUAUGGUGGCAAUCCAAACUUCUCCGGCUGAAAGUCCUCGAGACUGUUCAGAACCAAAGUCGCUUCGUUCGUGUAAUGUUUGGGAAGCAUCGGAUCCGGCACCAUAACGACCUGCAUUCCAGCGUUUAGUGCAGCUUUCACCCCGUUUGGCGCGCAUCCUCGAAGACCAGACACUAAAAGAGUUUGCAAACAAUUAACAGUUUCAAUCACGUCUAUCAGUUAUUAAAUAUAAAGUAUUUGAAAGCUAUUCGAAGAGUACAUUACCUUCGAAGGAUCCGGAUUGUCGUCGAAACGCUUGGCGGCCGUGAAAAAUAUAUCGGGUGCCGGCUUUCCGUGUACAACCUCAGAAUCCGAGCCGCCGAUCACUUUGUGAUCAAAGAUCUCGAAGAGAUCAUGCCAACGCUGGGUUUUCAAAUCAUAAUUGUGUCGGUCGGAGCUUGUGGCCAAAGCAAUCGGAACGUUGUUUUCCUUUAGAUGCUUCAAGAGCCGUACAGCGCCUAUUAUUUCGGACAAGAUCCGAUAUAUAUUGUCACUCGAAAUAUACGUUGCAUUAUAAAAUCGUGGAAUUCGUUUCGGUAUAGAGUACCUGGCAUGGUACUAGUGUGCGGAAACAAUUCCUUGAAGAUCCCGACAAUCUCUUGCCAAAACUCCUCGGCCGUUAUUGGGAGCUCCAACUCUUCAACUGCAAAACUAGCAACGUCCUUGGUUUUGAAACCCAUCGUUUUUGCUUUGUGGUCCCACGUGAAUUCUUUACCGUAACGAUUGAUGAUACGAUUGAAAGCCUUGGUGUAUAGAUGUUCUGUAUCUGUAAAAAAAGAAAAAAAUGCGAUAAGUUAACUCUUAAAUAACUCUUAAAUUAACGAUAAAUUAACUUAAAUUUUAUUUACCGAGCAACAAACCGUCCAUGUCGAAUAUGCAAUGAGUGACCUUGUUGUAUGUAUCGGCCGACAUCUUGCGAUGUAAAUUCUCAAGUCGGGAUCUGGAGGAAUAUAUAAUAUUUCAAGUGCAACAAUGAUGACACGCGAGAUGAAGCAGAUGAGACUUGGGUGACAAGCGAGAAGACUCAUCUGUUAUACUCUAUAUUACGUAAACUGCCUUAUCUUACAUAUCAUCUAUUGCCUCAUCUUACGUCUUUUAUCUAUGUUAAUGAAUUUUUCCAUAACAUAUACUUUAUUCGUCAUGCUAAUGUGUCGAAAUCAUCGAAAUGUUACUGCACGCAAAGACAAGACGACGUUCGUUCCAAGUGAAUUUUAUGACAAAAGUGGGUUUAUAAAAUAUAUUUUUAUGUAUAGAUAUGAAAAAGGAAGUAUACGAUACAAUUAAAAAUAAUUGAGGUCACAUUUAUCGGUAUAUUUAUAUAAAGAGCCCCAUUUAGUGGCGCAGAUAAAUGUACUAAAUAUACAAAUAAUAUUACUAUAAAGUUAAUCAUA